Molecule: messenger RNA, 636 nt
Organism: Vigna unguiculata (cowpea)
Lineage: Eukaryota; Viridiplantae; Streptophyta; Magnoliopsida; Fabales; Fabaceae
Source: RefSeq, a predicted model, not a curated record
AUGACUAAAUACUGCCGCUAUCACCGAAACCAUGGUCAUACCACAGAGGAAUGUAAAGCACUUCAGGAUAAAAUUGAAGAACUGGUUCGUGUUGGCCAUUUUCGCCGUUUUGUCCGCAGAGAUGACCACCCCUCCCGAUCCCAUCACCCUCCUCGUUCCGACCACCGACGCCCUCCCCGCGACUCUCGCCACGAUAAACGCCCAAACCAACCCGCAAACCAUGACCCCCAAUCGGCUUGCACCGACGUCACCCUUGCCGACCCUCCCCUACGCGACACUAUCAACACCAUCUCUGGUGGUUUUGCUAGUGGAGGAUCCACAUCAUCCGCCAGGAAGAGACACCUCUGCCAUAUCCAAUCCAUCAACCACAUCACCCAUUCUCAUCAUAGACGUCGCAUGCCCCCAAUAACCUUCACGGACGACGAUUUUCAAGGCCUUGAUCACCAACAAGAUGACCUUAUGGUCAUCACCGUCGAAAUAGAAUACUACGCAAUCAAGAAAGUCCUCGUCGACCAAGGCAGCUCCAUCGACAUCCUCUAUUGGGCUACGAAUCAGAAACUCCAACUCCCUGACACUGCCAUGGUCCCAUACGAUGAACUCUUGGCACUGUUGUCUCCACACCUCAUAUGGCCAUGA